Messenger RNA from Dentiscutata erythropus, 320 nucleotides. The record is from the annotation of a GenBank genome assembly. Lineage: Eukaryota; Fungi; Glomeromycota; Glomeromycetes; Diversisporales; Gigasporaceae.
AUGGAAUUUGACGGAGAAUCUCGUAAAAGGCCUUUGAGCCAGAAAGAUCCAAAUGGGAUUCAUCAGAUAGCUCCAUUAAAAAUGACACCUCUUUACCACAUAAAAAAAGCUGAAGGUGCAAUAUCGACGCUGAAAACAGUUGUUCAUGAACAUGAUUGGAGAAAGAUAUUAGAUCAUAGUAGUGGAAUUUCCAUUUACAUGAAACUGGAUAGUUCAGAAAAUGGAAAUAUUCCACUAAUUAAAGGUGAAUUAAAUAUACAAGGAUUUACUCCUGAUGAAAUUUUCUCUGUCAUUGAAAUGAGAAAUAUUUGGGAUGACUG